AUGGCGCCUUCAGCAGAAAAAGACUCAGCGGAAGCAAAAAGAGAAGAUGGCGCAUCGACGCCAACGCAGAAGGAUCCCGGCCAUAUCAACACCAACGAGGUUGACGACCUCGUUGAACCCGACGACCCUGACUCCGCAUCCCGCUGGUUUUGGGAAAGGAAGAAUCGCAAACCGGUUGACCUCGAUGCCAUUGCGACUAAGCGCAGCGUUUUCGAUGAUCCGGCCCUGGCGCAUUUCUACCUGCCCCGGUCUGAUCAUGAGAAUAUCCACCGCUUCUCGAUUCCCUUCCGCUGGACCUACAGAGAAGAGCAGUCGGUGCGACGGAAGACGGACAUCCGCAUAUUCCUCUGGAUCCUGGUCAUGUUUUUCGCACUCAACAUCGACCGCGGGAACCUGUCCAACGCGGUGGCGGACAACCUGCUGGACGACAUCAACAUCAGCACCAACGACUACAACAACGCGCAGAACAUGUACCGGGUCGGGUUCUUGGUCAGCGAGAUCCCGUCGCAGAUGAUCGGCAAGUGGCUGGGGCCGGACCGGUGGAUCCCGUGCCAGAUUGUGCUCUGGAGCGUGGCGUCGGGCGGGCAGUUCUGGAUGACGGGGAAGGCGAGCUUCUUCGCGUGCCGCUUCCUGAUCGGGCUGUGCAUGGGCGGCUUCAUCCCGGACGCGGUGCUGUACCUGUCGUACUUCUACACCAAGGCCGAGAUGCCCAUGCGGCUGGCCUUCUUCUGGUUCGUCGACUCCAUGUCGGGCGUCGUGGCGUCCUUCAUCGCCUACGGCGUGCUGCACAUGCGCGGCGUGCACGGCCGCGAGGGCUGGCGCUGGCUGUUCCUCGUCGAGGCCGUCAUCAGCCUGGCCAUCGGCCUGCUGAGCUUCGUCUUCCUGGUGCCGGGCCCGACACAGACGCGCACGUGGUGGAAUCCGCGCGGAUACUUCUCCGAGCGCGAGGAAAGCGUCAUCGUCAACCGCGUGCUGCGCGACGACCCGUCCAAGGGCGACAUGCACAACCGCCAGGCCCUCACGCUGGGCAUGCUGUGGCGCAGCCUGCGCGACUACGACCUCUGGCCCGUCUACGCCAUCGGCAUCCUGUUCGAGAUCCCGUCCGCGCCACCCAAGGCCUACCUCAGCCUGACGCUCCGGCAGAUCGGCUUCAACACGUUCGAGACGACGCUGCUCGGCAUCCCCGUCACCGUCUACGCGGCCCUCAACAUGCUGCUCAUCACGUGGCUGACGGAGCGCGUUGGCCAGAUCGCCCUGCUGGGCCUGCUCGCCCAGCUGUGGAUCCUGCCGCUGCUGGUCAUCGAGUACACGUCAGCCGGAUCGCUGUCGCACUGGGGCCAGUACGUCGUGCUGCUCUUCCUGCUGGGCCAGCCGUCGGUGCAUGCCGCCCAGGUCGGCUGGUGCUCGCGCCUCAGCAACGCCGUGCGCACCCGCGCCGUCAGCGCUGCCCUGUACAACAUUACUGUGCAGUUGUCCGGCAUCGCGUCGUCGAACAUCUAUCGCGCCGAUGACAAGCCGUUGUACAGGCGCGGUAACAGGGAUCUCAUCGGCAUCACGAUCGGGACCAUCGGAGCGUAUGCAUUUGCCAAAGCCUAUUAUUUGUGGCGGAAUAAGACGAAGAGAGCGAAGUGGAACGCAAUGACCAUAGAGCAGCAGCAGCAUUACUUGGCGAACACGACGGAUCUGGGGAACAAGCGAUUGGAUUUCAUGUUUGAGAGCUAG
Messenger RNA from Lasiodiplodia theobromae, 1722 nucleotides. Its product is annotated as MFS transporter. The record is from RefSeq and is a predicted model, not a curated record. Bases 1 to 1722 code for a protein of 573 amino acids. Gene Ontology annotation, molecular function: transmembrane transporter activity. Gene Ontology annotation, cellular component: membrane. The transcript has a single exon. Lineage: Eukaryota; Fungi; Ascomycota; Dothideomycetes; Botryosphaeriales; Botryosphaeriaceae. Gene Ontology annotation, biological process: transmembrane transport.